CCUUAGGAGCAGAAUACACAAUCGUCAGGGUUCAUGCCGGAUUUUGAGCACUUCCGAUUUUCCUACUCAAAUAUGAAUCCUAUUUUGGGGGAGAGCAACUUUUUCACCCCUCCACCUCCGUUGCACCACCACUCCCUACCAGGACCACCCGACUCUAGCCCAGAUCCAAGCUACUUUUUAGGGGACAGCUCUAGCUUUGCCCCUGAAUACUUAUCCGGUCUAGAUUUGAACUCGCUUCCUCCAUCCGGUUUGGCCUAUCUGCAUUUUAACAAUCCUUUGCAUAGAGCGCCCCCUGCUGCCACCGCGCUACGAAACGACUUAGGUUCCAAUAUUAGUGUUCUCAAAACAUUAAAUUUACGUUUUAGAUGUUUCUUGGCCAAAGUACACGAAUUGGAGCGUCGAAAUAAACAGUUGGAGAAGCAGUUGCAACAGGCGCUAGACAAUAACAAGAUUGAAAACAUGCAGAAGUUGCUUACUAAAGAUAUGGGCGUUCAAACUGGUUUUAUUAGCCCUAUCCAAACGCGCCCAGGGUACAUCCCGCUACAAAACGCCAACAACCCCGCCUACUUACCCGGGGGCAUCCUGUCUCCAACUUUGAACCCUCCACCUUUGCUAGAAUCAAAUCGAUACUUAUCUACUGACAGUAAUUUAAAUAUCACAAGCCCGUUGCAAAGUCCUGGUAGUAACAUGAAUGAGAAGUGUCCCCUACCCCCUCCUCCGCGGUUCUUGCCCGGGACUAUGUGGUCAUUUAAUCAUAGUAGGAGGUUCAGCAGGGACUCGACCGGGAUUUCGGGGUCUGGACUUGGUCUUGGGUCUGGGCUUCCCUGGGCCUGUCCCGAUGGAGUGGGGGUGCAGAUAGACACCAUCACGCCGGAGAUCAGGGCACUGUACAAUGUGCUCGCCAAAGUGAAAAGAGAGAGGGAUGAAUACAAGAAAAGAUGGGAGGAGGAGUACACGGCCAGAAUGGACCUGCAGGACAAAGUGGCAGAACUCGACGAUGAGCUGCAGGAGAGUGAGGUGGUUCAGGACAAACUGUCUCUCACAGUGAAACAUCUGAAGGCCGAGCUCGUCCUGUUUAAAGGACUGGUCAGUAAUAAUCUGUCAGACUUGGACAGUAAGAUCCAGGAGAAGGCCAUGAAGGUGGACAUGGACAUCUGCAGACGGAUCGACAUCACGGCCAAACUGUGCGACGUCGCUCAGCAGAGAAACAGCGAAGACAUGAGCUCUAUGUUUCAGGUGUCCACCCCUCCCUCCACUCUCACCCGUCGAACCCGGAAGUUGAGCGGCCAAUCAGUGAAGACGGGCAGCGAUGGGGAUGAAGUCAGCAGCCUAUCAGAGAGCGAGGGAGGUGGGGCCAAAGACGAGGAGUCCAGCACUUCCGCCAAUCAGAUCAACGAGCAGGUGCACAGGAUGCUCAACCAACUGAGGGAGUGUGAUUUUGAGGACGACUGUGACAGUUUGGCCUGGGAGGAAACUGAGGAGACUCUGCUGCUGUGGGAGGAUUUUCCAGGGUACUCACUGGCCGAUACUCAGGCAGAGUCGGAAGAGUCCAUUGAGAAAGUGAUCAACGACACUGAGUCUUUGUUUCAAUCUAGAGAGAAAGAAUAUCAGGAGACUAUAGACCAGAUCGAGUUGGAGUUGGCGACAGCGAAGAGCGAUAUGAACCGACACCUUCACGAGUACAUGGAGAUGUGCUCCAUGAAGCGAGGCCUGGACGUGCAGAUGGAGACCUGUAGGAGGCUCAUCACUCAGACUGGGAACAGGAAGUCCCCGUCCAUGGUCCUCCUGGCCACGACUGAAGACUCUGACACAGACAACAGAGAGAAGAAGAAACCUCCCGAUGAGGACUCACCAAACAGUGACUGUAUGUGUGAAGGCAACAGUGACGCGCCUCCUCUGGCCUGGAGGAAACCCUAGCACUGCCUAAUGAGUAUC
Molecule: messenger RNA, 1935 nt
Organism: Periophthalmus magnuspinnatus
Lineage: Eukaryota; Metazoa; Chordata; Actinopteri; Gobiiformes; Gobiidae
Product: non-homologous end joining factor IFFO1-like
Exons: 9
Coding region: 34-1917 (627 amino acids)
Source: RefSeq, a predicted model, not a curated record